GAAGAUGUAUUGUCCUGGGGGCAAAACACAAUGCUAAGGCCAAGCGAUGGAGCAGCUCACAUGAUUGUGCUGUGACUGUCUUCUGAGGCUAUGGGUGUGUGAAUAUGUGUUUUUUUUUUUUAACUGAUGAGAGCAAGCAUCUCACUGCUCUCAUUGUCCUCCAUGUAAGGCUGAUGAGAAGGACCGGUCCUUGUGCUGCCAUCUGCCUGAGCUUCUCUACCAGGCUCUGGCCAGUGAUCUGGAGGACAAACCUCUACUCGAUGUGGAGCAGGGUGCUGAAAAAUGGAAAGCUGAAAAUUAGGCUGUGAAUAAGGUCCUCUGUCUAAGGAAACUCUUCAGAGCAUCUACAGGGACGGCGGCAUUGUGGAGUUAAAGAAAACAAGCGUUCAAGAGUUCAUACAUAUCAGACCAGACUCGCCACUGGAAUCCACCUCACUGUUGCUCGAAAAACCAAGGAAGUUGUUCUGACUUUCAAAGAACUGAAACACAGCUUCCAUCUGGAUUAUCUGCCAUUGUGAAUACCUAUUACCCAUUGACUCUGUUUGUAACAGAUGGGUUCAGCCUUUAAGAGGUUCUGCAUGCAGUUCUGCUGCUGCUGCUGCUGCGCUGGUGACGAAGACGAUGAAGAUGAAAAGCAGCCUUUAGUACCUCAGGAUCCAUUGGAGUACUUUAACCGGGAAGUCCAGAAGCGCCGUGAUGAGGAGACCAACCUAUGGAGUACGCCAGGAGACCCCAGCCACUCGGAGAGAGAAGAUGACCGGGUCCUUCACAGCCUGCUGCAGGCCAGGAACAAGACCCGCAUGGGAUCCACGGGCUAUCGCCGUCUGAGUGUUGACAUUGAGGCCAUGAGAGAUACCCGUCGAGAAGUCAGAGACAAAUGGCAGACAAUCCUGGAGAAUUUAGGUUUCAUGGCCGAGGCAGAGUCGCUGCUGACAGUGUCUGCUGGAGCCUCACAUGACCGCAUGCGUAACGCCCCGGCGGCACGUGCCAUGCUUAACAUGCUUCACUCUGAGACCUCCAUCUUCAACGUCAGAGAACCACCACCGGAAAGAUAUCUAUUCAUCCUGGAUCGUCUCCUGUACCUUGAUAUCGCUGAUGAUUUUGUGGCAAAGGCAAAGCGCUUCUAUCCCCCAAGGGAUGACUCUGACGAGGAGACCCCGGGUCUUGCCAUAAACCUGCCGCUGCUGCUGGCCAGGGUAGAAGCCUUGAACGGAGCAAGCAAUAUAGAAGAUGAGGAAGAGAGCGGAAGAGAAGAUGGAAACUUGAGUGACAGAUCCUAAGAUCUACUGGCUGCAAUAAUAAUAGACACAAGGCAGGGGGCAGUAGUCAUCAACCCUGGAGACCUGGAUGACAGAAUUGCAUAGCUCUUACCAUUUAAGUGUCUGCUGCCUCAUACAGUGUUGCUGCUGCUUCUUGGAAGUUUUAGCCUGAACAAUUUCUUUCUCCCCCAACUGCAAAGCUUGAGUCUUAUUCUGUUUGCUCUGGUCAAAAACUAAAAGGGCUUAGCAGAUUACCAGGUAAAUGUUACAGAGGUGUUAACUCUCUAAAGUAUGUUUUUCUACCACAGAGUUUUAUCAAGUUCUUACCCUGUUCAUUGCUCAGCUGUUGUGAACCUUCAGGGUAGCGAUGUUCCUCUGAGUCUCUUUAUAUUUUGUCCUAUGAUUAUCAGCACUCAUCUUCAUUCAAUCACAUGAUUUGUAACAACUCUGAAUAAAUAGCCCAGCAAUCUGACAUCAGAUUUUUCUUAAAGUUGAACAAGAAUGUGUGUAUAAUUGAUACUUUUAACUCAUUAAACUCUGCAUUUGGCUUGGAAGAUUUUGGAAAAUAGCAGAUGGAAAUUCAAUGUAGUUGGUACUGUAUGUUGAACUUUUAAAUUGGUUGUGUGUGACUGAUGUGACUUUCAGGUGAUGUUUAAGGGUGUGCCUCCAGCGAUUUACUGAAAAUGUGAAAGAUUUCUAAACUCAUGUGGAAGUUUGUGUGUGUGUUCUGGUGUCCAGUUCAUGAUGAAAUAAAGCUCCAGCCUCAAGCCUG
This is a messenger RNA of Dicentrarchus labrax (European seabass), 2031 nucleotides long. RefSeq names its product melanoregulin (gene mreg). The transcript is spliced from 6 exons. Lineage: Eukaryota; Metazoa; Chordata; Actinopteri; Moronidae. The coding region runs from base 552 to 1280 and encodes 242 amino acids. The record is from RefSeq and is a predicted model, not a curated record. Gene Ontology annotation, biological process: melanosome transport. Gene Ontology annotation, cellular component: melanosome.